GUGUCGGUUCUUUCUCUCUCUAUCUCUCUCUGCGCCUCUCCAUGUCGGUUUCGUUUCAGUCUUAGACUGAUUCCUCCACAGUUCAGCACUUCACUACCCUUUUCUCUUUUCUUCCCCCUCCUCUCUCUCUUUUGAAACUCCCUUUCUAUAUAUUUUGGAGGUUAAAGCUGGCGAGUCUGAUCCAUUUCUGUGUACUAAGUGGGAAACCUCAAGUCUAGUCUGCUCUAAGUGUGCUCUGUUUGUUUGAUUUGCUCUUCUUGGUACUGGGUAUUAGUUGUUUUAGCUGGAAAUUAGCUUAGAUCGUCAUCAUCCCAUUCUUUGUGUGUUUCUCUGAGUAUCAGGUUGAUCAGGGUCUGAGGUGUUGUGAUCUCUGUUGUUUUGUUUUGAUCAAGGUGUUUAUAAAGUUUUCAGACCAUACGAGUGUUUCAAAUCUAGUUUGAUAGUCGAUUGAUCGGUCAAUCUCUUGUUGGGUCUGAUUCAGAUCUUCGAAAUAGGUGGUAGAAAUGGUGGAUCUGAGUGACAAAGGAUCGUCAGAGUCCGAAGACAUGAACUCUCACACACCUGAUAGGGUUUCAUCGGAAGGAAACAAGAUCAAGACCUGUGCUGAUUGUGGUACCACCAAAACCCCUCUCUGGAGAGGUGGCCCAGCUGGCCCCAAGUCACUGUGCAAUGCAUGUGGGAUCAGAAGCAGGAAGAAGAGAAGAGCGAUUCUGGGUGUUAACAACAAGGAGGACAAGAAACCCAAAAAAACAAGUACCACCACCACCACAAUCGGAAACAUCCAAAAUCAAAAACCAAGUUCAAGCAAUAAUGGCAACAAAUUGGGCGAUUCAGUGAAGAGAAAGCUGUUCUCAAUCGGGAGAGAGAUGGUUUUGCAGAGGCCGAGAUCGAGAUCCACAUCGUCGGCGGCGAUGGUGAAUCAGAGGAGGAAGUUGGGAGAAGAAGAGCAAGCGGCCUUCCUUUUGAUGGCUCUAUCGUGUGGCUCUGUUUAUGCUUAAGCUUUAGUAGUAGUAGUAGUAGUUUGCAAGUAGAGCAAGAAAGUUUGAGAGCUAGGUUUUUUUUUUAAGUGUAACUUCUAGUCUCAAUCCAACUUAAUUUUCUUUAAUUUUGCUCCUACUUAGUGUAAUUCUGUGCUUUGUUUAGUGAUCAUUUGCCUAUUUAGUGCUAAACAUCUAACUUUUAAGAGGCAUAGUUGUAUGA
Ilex paraguariensis (yerba mate) is the source of this 1200-nucleotide messenger RNA. NCBI's taxonomy places the organism in Eukaryota, Viridiplantae, Streptophyta, Magnoliopsida, Aquifoliales, Aquifoliaceae. The record is from the annotation of a GenBank genome assembly.